GGCCAAUUUGUAUUAACAGAGAAACACCUCACACUCCAGUGCAGUGAGGUGCCGGGAUUUAUUGUUGUUGGUAAUUCGUUCCCCCAACAACCACGCUUCACAAUACAUUGUCAUUUUUUUCUUUUUUUAUUACUAGCUACUAAUCUUUAGCAUUCAUCAGUUUGCAUUUAUUCAAUGUAGCAGGUUACUGGCGUCUUGGUUCUUGAAGAAUUGCAGUGGGAAUAACUGUUGCAAAGGGGACAAUAAAAUACAUUUGAGGUAAAAGUCCUGAGGGGCGCUAUCGUUCUACUCGAUGAGAGGUCGCACCUGCGCAGUAGUAGCGCUGUCUACUUGUCAAAGCUAAUCGGCUUGUUUGAGGAAAGACUCCCGAUUUCCAAGCAAACCCUCUAUUGACACAUGGCUAGAUACAUGAGGCCGCCGAACACGUCACUUUUCGUCAGAAAUAUUUCUGAUGAGUCCAGAAAAAGUAAAAGCAUCCAGUUGUGGACACCGUCACCACACAAAGUUACAAAGACCCAAUGUAGAAUUAACGCUAAAGCAAAGUCACAAAGACCCGCAGGAUAUCAAAAGCCCAAGACAAAGCAUAGAAAGGGGAAGAGGUUGAAAUACAAAGAUUUUAAAGCAUGAAGAGGAAAAGUAAAGUGCAUGGAGCCAAGAAUUUCGAAAUGGUGGCAAAGAUUUGGCGAGAAAGCAAAGAGGUAAAAGUGGAAAAGCAGAAAGUCGUAAACGGUGUAAAGAACAAGAUGAAGCUCAAGCUGGUUAAGGUAACAAGCUUCAUUCCUUUUGUAUCCUCCCCAAGAACCUCAAGCAAUUUGACAAGAUAGAAAAAUUAUCGGUUUGACAUGUUGGACCAAAUAAGUAACUGUUUCCCUGCUAUCAUGCUCUCUCACUCAUGUAAUUGGCCAACAAAAACCCCUGGGGCUUUGUGUUCUGUUUUUCCGCAAAAAAAAAAGUAUGUAUCUAAGAAAUGUAUUUGGAGAAAAUGCACAAAAUCCUUAACCGCAGUUAGCACAUUCGAAGACAUCCGCGAUGCCGAAGACGCCCUGCACAGCCUCGACAGGAAAUGGGUGUGUGGUCGACAGAUCGAAAUCCAGUUCGCACAGGGCGAUAGGAAGACUCCGGGACAGAUGAAGUCCAAGGAGAGGAGCUCGCCAGGCCGCUCCACGUCGCGGUACGACGACGAGUCCGAUCACGGCGGCAGUCGUCGCCGGCGGUCGCGGAGCCGCAGCUACGAGCGCUACCGGUCCCGGAGCCCCUCCCACGAACGGCGCCCCCGCCGCCCAGAAAGCCCCCGGGAUUCUCGCGGACGAAUGUACGCAGCGCGGAGGAGCCGAAGCAGGGAAGACGAGAGGUACAAGACGCGGACCAGGAGGGAGUCCAGGGGUCACUCCCGCUCCAAGUCCCCCACCCCCAGAGACGAGGGCUACCAGGGCGCCCCGUCCCGCGACCCACGGGACCCACGGGACCCACGGGACCCGCGGGACCCGCGGGACAGCCGCGACCUGAGGGACGUGGGCCGGCGCUCACGCACUCCGUCCCGCUCCGUCUCCCGGUCGCGCUCCCGAUCCAGGUCGUGGGCCGGUCGCAAAUCGGGGGGACACUAGUU
Gadus chalcogrammus (walleye pollock) is the source of this 1606-nucleotide messenger RNA. RefSeq names its product serine/arginine-rich splicing factor 10-like. The record is from RefSeq and is a predicted model, not a curated record. The transcript is spliced from 5 exons. Lineage: Eukaryota; Metazoa; Chordata; Actinopteri; Gadiformes; Gadidae. Gene Ontology annotation, molecular function: RNA binding. Bases 843 to 1604 code for a protein of 253 amino acids.